UCGGAAUUGCGUGGGUUGUUACAUUGUUUUGCUCGCUUUUUCCCCUUCCUAGGUGGGUUUGUGUCUGACUGGGAUGAGGGAUUGAUAUAAAUCAGGGUCGUCCUGUUGGUCUUUCUCCUUUUCUGUCUCUUGUCUUUCAGCUUUUACUUCUUUUUUACUCCAGCCAAUAUGUCCGAAAAACUGGACACCACUGUAUCGCACGCCGACAAGGGCGAUGCCGAGGUGCGUGGCGUCAACAAUGCCGCCCUGGCGGUAGCCACCAUGCAGCAGAAGCCGAAGCUCUUGAGCAAGAGUAUGCUGAAGCUGUACUGGUGCAUCGGCGUCGCCAUGCUCAACUCCUGUAUCAACGGCUACGACGGCUCCCUCAUGGGCUCGAUCAACAGUUACGAGCAGUACCGGUCGUACUUCGGCUUCGAUCCCGACGAGGGUACGCCCUCCACCGGCAUCGUGUAUGCCAUCUACACGAUCGGUAACAUCGUGGGUUCGUUCGCGGCCGGCCCGUUUACUGAUUUCAAAGGCCGUCGCGUCGGUAUGGCCCUCGGCGCCAUCUUCAUCAUCAUCGGCACUAUCGUCCAAGCCUCCUGCCACAACCUGGGCGGUUUCAUGGCCGGCCGCUUCAUUCUCGGCUUCGGCGUCGCUACCUCCGCCACCGCUGGUCCCGCCUAUGUCUCGGAGAUCGCGCACCCGGCGUACCGUGGUGCCAUGACCGGGUUGUACAAUGUGCUGUGGUUCGGUGGAGGUAUCCCCGGGACGUUUAUCCCGUGGCGGACCAGCUCCAUCGAGGGCAAUAUGAGCUGGCGGAUCCCGAUCUGGUUGCAGAUGGUGUUUUCGGGGCUGGUGCUUUGUUUCUGCUUUACGGUUCCCGAGUCCCCCCGUUGGCUCAUCUCGCAGGACAAGCACGAAGCCGCGCUCAAGGUCCUGGCUGAUUACCAUGGCGACGGGGACCGAAACGCCCCCAUCGUCCAGCUGGAGUACCGCGAGAUGAUCGAGGAUAUUUCCAAGACCGGUUCGGACAAGCGGUGGUGGGAUUACCGCGAGUUGUUCAACAGCCGCGAGACGAGAUACCGGUCGAUGUUGGUGAUUUUCAUGGCCUUCUUCGGCCAAUGGUCCGGCAACGGCCCCGUCUCCUACUACUACCCGCAAAUGCUGCGCGGCGCAGGCAUCGAGAACAACAGCACGCGACUGCUGCUCCAAGGGCUCCAGAACGUGGUGCAGUUCAUCGGCGCCGUCGCCGGCGCCCUGGUAACCGACCGCGUGGGCCGUCGGCCCCAACUUCUCGUCUCGACGGCCAUCAUCGUCGUGCUGUUCGCCAUCGUGACGGCCCUCAACGCCACGAACGUCAUCGACGGCCCCGACGGCGAGCCCAUCGCUAAAUCGGGCGUCACGGCGCGCGCCCAGAUCGCCAUGAUCUUCCUCUUCGGGUUCGUCUACUCCGCCGGUUGGACGCCUAACCAGGCCAUGUAUCCCGUGGAGUGUCUGCGGUACGAGAGUCGUGCGAAGGGCAUGGGGAUGAAUAAUUUCUUCGUCAACAUCGCCUCCUUCUAUAACACCUUCGUCACAGGGAUCGCGUUCUCCGGCGCCGGCUGGAAGUACUACUUCCUGUUCAUCUUCUGGGAUACGUUCGAGUUCCUGAUUAUUUACUUCCUGUUUGUGGAGACGAGCAAGCGCACGCUGGAGGAGUUGACGGCCAUCUUCCAGGCCAAGAGUCCGAAGAAGGCGUCGUUGCAGAAAGACGCGGUCUUUGUGGCCGGGGGCGAGGCGGCGGAGAUUAAGGAGGCGCCGUGAUUGUUGGGUUGGAGGGGAUAAGGGGUUGGUUGUUUGGUUGGAUUUACUUUAUCUUGGGAUUAGGAGAUGGUUAUGGAGAGGGGCAAGUUAGGGUUUGACGGAUCACUGGACUUGUGAUGGUUUGGUUUAGGGGGCUUCUUUUCGAUCUUUUGUUGUAUCUGUUAUAAUACCAUAUUGCUUUUCUUUCUUCGAAUUUGCUUUCGAUAGGAUAUCUACAAAUAAAAUUCUUUUCUUCUGA
Molecule: messenger RNA, 2023 nt
Organism: Aspergillus steynii IBT 23096
Lineage: Eukaryota; Fungi; Ascomycota; Eurotiomycetes; Eurotiales; Aspergillaceae
Product: putative MFS lactose permease
Exons: 6
Coding region: 169-1785 (538 amino acids)
Biological process (GO): carbohydrate transport; transmembrane transport
Cellular component (GO): membrane
Molecular function (GO): carbohydrate:proton symporter activity
Source: RefSeq, a predicted model, not a curated record